Vigna radiata var. radiata (mung bean) is the source of this 2442-nucleotide messenger RNA. Its product is annotated as probable receptor-like protein kinase At2g42960. Gene Ontology annotation, biological process: protein phosphorylation. Lineage: Eukaryota; Viridiplantae; Streptophyta; Magnoliopsida; Fabales; Fabaceae. The coding region runs from base 571 to 2091 and encodes 506 amino acids. The record is from RefSeq and is a predicted model, not a curated record. Gene Ontology annotation, molecular function: ATP binding; protein kinase activity. The transcript is spliced from 9 exons.
UUAACCUUCUUUCUACCAGCCAUCAUCCAUAAACAGUGUCAUACACAUACCUAUUCAUUUCACAUUUGCUUUCCCUUUACUGUUCUCUCUCUCCCUCUGCUUUCCUUCAUUGCAAACCAAGCUUCCUUUCCAGCUUGUUCUGGUCCUGCCCUCAGACACAACACCCACCAACCAUUUCACUGCAUUUACUCUUUCUUCUCUCCAAAAGUAGUAGUAACAGUUGCCCACUCUCUCAAACUCUCAUGGCCCCACUUUUUACCUAUUAGUGUGCCACUUCAUCUUUUGCUGCGUCUGGAUUCUGCUGUAGGGUAUGUGUGUUGCCCAGCAUCGGGCAUUUUUUGCACAUUGAGUCUCUUGUCGGUUCAAAAUGAGGUGUGAAACCUGUUGCUUCUUUGGGUAGAAGAUUCAGGAGUUUAGCUACCUUGGAUCACUACAAAGAUGUGUGUUUCAAGGCCUCGAGUAAGGGGAAUGGAGUACUUAACUUGAAUCCUGUACUUGGGUGGGAAUGUCUAGGUUCUACCAGCUGAAGAACUUGUGGGGACGCCAUUGAUUGACUUGGUACAACCAAUUAUGUCAUCCAACAGUUCUUUGAAAGGGGAAUUGACAAAGAAGACUCCAUUUUUGGGGUUGAGACGAUGGGUUUUGAUUGGAGUAGGUGUUGGUGCAUUUAUAGUGCUUAUUCUUUGUAUAUUAUCGAUAUGGGUGAUGUUUCGGAGAAAGUCUAGGAGAUCUUUGGACAAGUAUUCUGUAUCCCAAAUACCAAAUGUCUCAAAAGAUAUCGACGUUGACAAGGUUGGGGUGCAGAGUUCUCUUGUUCAACCAGAAAAUGUGCUUAUGCCUAUUGUUCAUAACAUGACAAGUGAUAAGAAUUCAGAUAAUAUAUCAGUUCAUUUAGGUAACAGCAAAUCUGGGGAUCCUGAUAAUAUCAGUCAGUGCAGCUCAAUUUAUCAUCAUGAGAGAGGAUUUAGUUCAAUGUCAGCUGAAGAAGGAAGCUCUGGGAAUGUUAAGAAACAAUCCACAUUGUCAAAUGGAGGGUUGGCUACUGCCUCUCCAUUAGUUGGCCUGCCUGAAUUUUCUCAUCUUGGGUGGGGCCACUGGUUUACACUCAGAGAUCUGGAAAUGGCAACCAAACGAUUCUCAGCUGAGAACAUUAUUGGUGAGGGUGGAUAUGGGGUUGUUUACAAGGGAAUACUGAUUAAUGGAAUUGAGGUGGCAGUGAAGAAGCUUCUUAACAACUUGGGACAGGCUGAGAAAGAAUUCAGGGUUGAAGUGGAGGCUAUAGGACAUGUUAGACAUAAGCAUCUCGUACGCCUUCUCGGAUAUUGUGUAGAGGGAGUUCAUAGGCUGCUUGUGUAUGAAUAUGUGAACAAUGGUAACUUAGAACAGUGGUUACAUGGAGACAUGCACCAACAUGGGACACUUACUUGGGAGGCCCGCUUGAAAGUUAUACUUGGCACAGCCAAAGCGCUUGCUUAUUUACAUGAAGCAAUAGAACCAAAGGUUAUUCAUCGGGACAUAAAGUCUAGCAACAUAUUGAUUGAUGAUGAGUUCAAUGCAAAGGUUUCUGAUUUUGGCUUGGCCAAACUUUUGGAUUCGGGAGAAAGUUACAUAACCACAAGAGUAAUGGGAACGUUUGGUUAUGUGGCACCAGAAUACGCUAACAGUGGUUUGUUAAAUGAGAAGAGUGACAUUUACAGCUUUGGUGUCCUCUUGCUGGAAGCAGUUACUGGAAGGGAUCCUGUAGACUAUGCUCGUCCUGCCAAUGAGGUUAAUCUGGUUGAGUGGCUCAAAAUGAUGGUAGGAACAAGAAGGGCUGAAGAAGUAGUGGACUCAAACCUUGAAGUUAAACCACCUUUGCGUGCUUUGAAACGAACUCUUCUGGUUGCACUUAGAUGUAUUGAUCCUGAUGCUGACAAGAGGCCCAAAAUGAGUCAAGUUGUGAGAAUGCUUGAAGCUGAUGAAUAUCCAUACCGAGAGGAUAGAAGAAACAGAAAAAGUGGCACUGUCAACAUGGAAAUUGAAACUGCGAAGGAUAUUUCGGGUCCAUCUGACGCUGAAAGGAUGGGGCAUACUGAAACAACUCAAGGAUAGAAAUUGAUAACUCCAUGGCUUAACUUGCAUGUACAAUUCCCGUUGUACACGUUAUAGUAACUUAUCUAUACCACGUAUCUCCAACUAUAUGCCCCCAAGAAAAUUUUGAUGCAUUUGGAUAAUGAAGGUUUUGUUUUUUGUUUUAAAUUGAAUGUUGCCAUUGAAGAUAUGACACAGUAACCUUGCAAAGAGGAUUGAAUGAACAUAGGUGGUGAGUGUUAGUGUUGUACAGAUGUAUGUGGGGUCUGUCUUCUUGCAUGAUUGUUCAUUUAUUUUAUUUUAAUUCCCUUGACAUGGUCGCAUGCUGCUGGAGAGUGGCUAUAGUGAAAGAGAAACGAAUAUUUGGCUUCA